Molecule: messenger RNA, 354 nt
Organism: Manihot esculenta (cassava)
Lineage: Eukaryota; Viridiplantae; Streptophyta; Magnoliopsida; Malpighiales; Euphorbiaceae
Product: acidic endochitinase WIN6.2C
Exons: 1
Coding region: 1-354 (117 amino acids)
Molecular function (GO): chitin binding
Source: RefSeq, a predicted model, not a curated record
AUGAGGGUUUUUGCCUUUAUAGUUUCUUCUCUUUUGUUUACUUCCCUUUGGCUCCCUACUUCAGCUGAACGAUGUGGAAUUCAAGUUGACGAACGAUGUGGAAUUCAAGCUGACGGUGUUUUGUGUUGCGGAUACCGAUGUUGUAGUAAAUGGGGCUGGUGUGGUACCACAAAAGAUUACUGCUGUGAUGGCUGCCAAAGCCGAUGUGAUCCUACUAAAUGUGAUCAUACUAUACGUCUCAGUGGACGUAGAGCCGGCAUUCUCCGGGGAGGUGGUGGAAAUAUGAGUGAGAUAUCUUCAGAAAAAGCAUUUGAUAAGAUGCUUAGUCAAAAGCCACAUGGGCUUUAUACUUAA